Molecule: messenger RNA, 1901 nt
Organism: Paramecium sonneborni
Lineage: Eukaryota; Ciliophora; Oligohymenophorea; Peniculida; Parameciidae
Source: the annotation of a GenBank genome assembly
AUGAAUGCUUUUACUCUUAAUUUCAAAAUAUCAAAUAUCGAAUAAGAUUUUAGAGAUUCAAAACAGUGCUUUUUCAGAGCGAUUCUACAACAUUAAAGAUGGAUUUUUGGAUUGAUUAAUAUCAUAUCAAUAAUAAGCCAUCUAGUCUCAUAAAAUUGGGUUUAUGCAUCUCUUAACAUAUGCACAUUAAUUAUUAUAAUGAUGUCAAUUAAAUUUAAGCAAAAAUAUCCCUUCAUUUAUGAGGUUGUGAUUAUAUUAUUUUUGCUCAUUUAUAAUGCAUACCUUGCGAUGGAAAAAUACUUACAUUAAAUAGAUGCACAUUAUGCUAAAGGCUUCUUUGUUUCUUUAUCAUGCAUGUGGUAUUACAUAAUCUAUAAUAAAUUAUUAGUUCAUUAGCUAUGUUAAAUUUUUUAUAGAGAACGGUUUUGGUAAUUAUAAUUAUAGCUUUGCAUUUAAUAUUUGGUAUUGACCAUCAUAUACAGUUUUUUGACACUUAUCUUACAUAUAUAAUGUAUGUCAUAUUUUUCCUAUAAUUUACCUAUCAUUUUGAGAAAUUAAUAAGAAUUCAAUUCAUAGAGUAUAAUAAAUUAUAACAACAACUAAAUAAGAUUAUAAAAUUUAAUAAUAUUUAAAGCUAUUCAAUAAUGUAUGAUGAAAGGAAAUCUUUAAUUUUAAUUUAAAAGAAUAAUAAAACAAAUAUAUAAAAAGAAGAUUAAGAUGAAUUUAAUAAAUUAGUAUCUUCAAUGCAUUUACCAAUGAAAAAUUAAAAGAAUCGAAAUGCCGAGAUUAUAAAUAUGGAUAAUUCAUCCUCUCCUAAUCGUUAAACUCUAAAGUAAUUUCUAUUAAAUUUAACUACUGAACAAUAGAAUAAUAAUUAUGAUACUCUAUUAAGAAUUAAAAAUGAAUAUAUUUUAUAUGGAUUCUACAAAAAAUAAGUUUUUACUCUUUGUGUUUACUUAUGUUUUGAUGUUUAACCUUUAAUGGUACUUUUAAUGAAAGAAAGUAAAUCAGAAACUUAAGAGUAAGAACUUAAGUUUAGAAUGAGAAAUAACCAGAAAUAAUUUAAUUAUUUAUCAAAUAUAUUUGAAUAAUAAAUUAAGAAAUCUAUAAUCUAUUUCAAAUGGAUAAAAAAUUAUGCAGACAAAUAAGCUGAUAUUAAAAUUAUAAACUCUGUUUUAAGAAUGAUAAAAAAUUGUUUGAUUAAAGGUUACACUGAUUUUCUAAAUUUAGAAAAUUUCAACUAAAUUUACACUAUUGAACCAAAUCUCAAGUAAUUCAACAUUAAUAUUCUAUUAAAGGAAGUUAUUACUAUAUGUAAUGGAUUUUAUAGUUCAUAACGAGACACUUUAGCUAAUUUAUUCUAAUGUGAAAUAAAAAACCAUUUAAAUAGCAAUUAUAUUGUAUCAGAUUUAAAAUAUGUCAAAUUGUUAUUUUUAAAUUUACUAUUUUAUAUAUCUUAGUUUUCCUAAACAGUACUUAUUGAAUUAGAUGAAAUUGAAUCUAAUAUACUUUAGUAACCAAUAAUAAAAAUAAGAAUAUUAUAUCAAAAUUCAAAUAAAGCAAAAUAAUAAUUUUAAAAUCUACCAAUACUGAAUCCAUAAUCAUUAACAGACUUGAAACAUAACAGUUAAGUACCGUUGGAAUUAGAAUUAGCAGUUUCAUUAAUGUUAGUAAGAAGGUUAGGUCCAUUCGAUAAAAUAAAAAUUAUACAUUCAAAGAAAAGAUCAAAUUAUCUUGAAUUUUUCUUAUUUAAAUAACUUACAGAAGAUUUUCUCUUGAUGCCUAUCGUAUCACUAAAACCUGUUGAUAAGAUUAUUACAUAACAGGAUUCUCUACUAAUGAACUCUUUUUCAACAGAAUUGCGUUUAGAUUCGGCUAAAAAUAGCAUUUAAUUUUUAUGA